Molecule: messenger RNA, 2153 nt
Organism: Brassica rapa (field mustard)
Lineage: Eukaryota; Viridiplantae; Streptophyta; Magnoliopsida; Brassicales; Brassicaceae
Product: probable protein kinase At2g41970
Biological process (GO): protein phosphorylation
Molecular function (GO): ATP binding; protein tyrosine kinase activity
Source: RefSeq, a predicted model, not a curated record
CGAACAAAACAAGUCGCUUUGGCCGAGUGGUUAAGGCGUGUGCCUGCUAAGUACAUGGGGUUUCCCCGCGAGAAUUCGAAUCUCUCAGGCGACGAGCAUUUUUAUGAUUCAUUUUAUAACCUUUGAUGAAUUUUGGUUAGAGAUGAAGCAAAAGAGGAGGUUCUUGUGGUUCUGUUCUUGGAUUUUUUUUUUCAUGCAGUAUGAUUCACAACUAGACACAGGGAAUAUACAUAUGUAUACACGUACGUGCAUGGGGUGGUCAUCAUGGUGGGCGCUGAUAGAUGAUUUUCUGUCAGGAAAUUUAACCCUUGAAGAGAGUUAUUAUCUGGAUGCUUUAUCUUAGAGACUGAUCAACUGUGUCAAGAUGAUAGAUGAAAUUUAAACCUAAUAUGAAUUGUCAGGCAAAUGAUGUGUAAUAUAAUGUAGAAAUGUUCAAAUGAUUGCAAAGAUAAAUUACUAGUAGUAUGGUCCAGAGAGGACGUGCCAGACGUGAAGGCAAACACUUCACAUUUCCUACGUUGAGUAUUUAAAUUUAUCUUUUAAAAAUGCAAUAUGCGAAUGUGUUUCUUUUUUCUUCUCCCGAUUUUAUCGCGCAAGAGAGAAACAAAGAGACUUGCAAGAAUUCAUUUCUUUUUCUCUUUGUCAAACUUCCAAAACAUUCCAAGAUCGUUGAUCUUUUUUCCAGAAACUGGACGUUGAUUUUAUUCAAACUUCUCGUAAACAGAUCCUUUUGUUGGUCAUCUAGAGUAUUCAUCAUCAUCAUUCUUGUGGUGUUGAUUCGAUGGCAGAAUCAAGAUGUUAUUAACAGAUAAAACGGAGAUUGACAUAAAGAGAAUCCAACAUACACAAGAAUAAGAACAAGACAAAAAGAUCUGAAGGUAUGUUUUGUUGCGGAGGUGCGGAUGAGGAGCCCGCCGGUCCGCCAGCAAACCAGUAUUCAUCAGCGCCUCCUAACAAGGCCGGAAAUAACAAUUUUGGCGGCGGCGGGAACAGAGGAGAGCCGAGGAAUACAAACGCACCGAGAUCAGGAGCUCCUGCAAAGGUUUUACCUAUAGAGAUCCCUUCUAUUCCAUUGGAUGAGCUGAACAAAAUAUCAGGUAACUUCGGAAACAAGGCACUGAUCGGUGAAGGCUCUUAUGGACGUGUCUUCCAAGCUAAGUAUAAUGGAGGUGAUGUUGCUAUUAAGAAGCUUGAUGCUAGCUCUUCUGAAGAACCUGACUCCGAUUUCACCUCACAGUUAUCGGUGGUGUCACGGCUUAAAAAUGAACAUUUUGUGGAACUGGUGGGUUACUGCUUGGAAGCAAACUACCGCAUUCUUGUCUACGAGUUCGCAACUAAAGGUUCAUUACACGAUGUGUUACAUGGGAGAAAGGGCGUGCAAGGGGCUGAGCCAGGACCGGUGCUGAACUGGAACCAAAGGGUCAAGAUCGCAUAUGGAGCAGCCAGAGGGCUUGAGUUCCUUCACGAGAAGGUCCAGCCACCAAUAGUCCACAGGGACGUAAGGUCGAGCAAUGUCUUGUUGUUUGAUGACUUUGUAGCCAAAAUGGCUGAUUUCAACUUGACCAACGCAUCUUCAGAUACUGCCGCGAGGCUUCAUUCUACUCGUGUAUUGGGAACGUUUGGCUAUCACGCUCCAGAGUAUGCUAUGACGGGACAGAUAACACAGAAGAGUGAUGUGUAUAGUUUCGGUGUUGUGCUUUUGGAACUCUUGACGGGAAGAAAACCCGUAGAUCAUACCAUGCCUAAAGGCCAACAAAGUCUUGUUACCUGGGCAACUCCGAGACUAAGUGAAGACAAAGUUAAACAAUGCAUAGAUCCGAAGCUUAACAAUGACUUCCCUCCCAAAGCAGUAGCGAAGUUGGCUGCCGUGGCGGCCUUGUGUGUUCAGUAUGAGGCGGAUUUCCGGCCUAACAUGACCAUUGUUGUCAAGGCACUUCAGCCUCUCCUUAACUCCAAACCGGCCGGUCAUGAGUCUUCUUCCUGAAUUACCAGUUAACCAAUUCUCUUGGUUUUGUUUUUGUUGUUGUUCUGGCUCUCUUCCUCUCUUUCCUUCUUGUUGUAAGAUGUUGUCAUUAUUUUUUUCUGUCAACGAGAUGUUGUCAUUGGAAUGUAACUUACUGGUUUAAAGCCCUCUUUUUUUGGUCUAGCCUGGC